UCUAGUGGCCUCAUGACCCUCAUCGUCUAUUAUGCCUCAGAUAACCAGCCGGAACCGAGCAAUGCGUAGCUUCUCCGUCAAGCAACCCCGCCGCCGUUCCGAUGACUGCCACCGCCGCAGAUAUCAUCGAAUGUUACCUCUCACAAAUCGAGAUCUGCAUCUCCAGCAAAGAUCUCAAGCUCGGCCGUCUUCUCCACUCUCGCCUCCUCAAGACAGCGCUCAAUCUUCACACUCUCCUCUCGAACCGCCUCAUUGACAUGUACGCAAAGUGUGGCUCUCUCCCUUGCACUAUCUCCUCUUUCGACGACCUUCCCUUCAAAAACCACCAAUCAUGGAACACGCUCCUCGCAGCAUACUCGCGAGACUCCAGGUUUCUCCAUUCUGCUCGUCACCUGUUCGAUGACAUGCCUGAACGAAAUCUUGUUAGUUACAACACCAUGAUAUCGAAACUUAGUCAUCACGGCUUGCACCAGGAGGCUCUCAAACUCUUUUCUGAAAUGCAAAGGAAAGGUCUUGGCAUGGAUAAAUUCACUGUUGUUGGCAUUGCUCCAGCUUGCGCUGGUUUGUCUGAUCUGCAAUCUCUUCGCCAGUUACAUUGUGCUAUUAUUUCUCAUGGGAUGCAAUUAAAUUGUAUUAUGUCAAAUGUACUCAUUGACGGGUAUGGGAAGUGUGGUGAUGCCAUUGCUGCUCGGCAGGUUUUUGAUCAGAUGGAGGUGAAGGACAUUGUUUCCUGGACCUCGUUGAUCGGAGCCUACACCAAUGCCAACAGACUUGAUGAUGCUUACCGAGUUUUUAUAAGUGCACCAUCACGCAAUGCUGUUUCAUGGACAGCUCUUAUUUCCGGGUUUGAGCAAAACGGGCAGGAAGAUGCUGCAGUUGAUCUAUUUGAGCAAAUGCUUGAAGAAGGUAUUUGUCCUACUCCAUUCACUUUGGUAUCAUUCCUGAGUGCUUGUGCACGGUUAGGACUUAUUGAUCGAGGGAAGCAAGUUCAUUGCUAUAUGCUUCGAAGGUUUAUAGGUUUUGAUUGCUUCAACAUGAAGACUCACAACUCGCUAAUUGACAUGUAUGCGAAAUGUGGUGACAUGGAGUCAGCUUUAGUGCUUUUUGAUAAUAUGCCUGGUCGUGAUGUUGUCUCUUGGAACACAAUGGUUACAGGGUUUGCCCAGAAUGGACUUGCAAAGGAGUCACUUGAUGUGUUUGAGAGAAUGGUGCAGGCUGGAAUAACCCCAAGCCAUGUGACAUUUCUUGGUUUGCUUUUGGCUUGCAGUCAUGCUGGUCUAGUAUCAGAGGGUAAUCAAAUAUUGAGAUUGAUGGAAAAAGAAUUUGAAGUCUGCCCUGGGAUUGAACACUACUCGAUUCUCAUCGAUGGCCUUGGGAGAAUGAAUCAGCUCGAGGAGGCAAUGAAGGUGAUAGAGAGUUUGCACUCGACUGGGUUGUCAAGCAAUGUUGGGAUGUGGGGCGCACUGCUUGGCGCUUGUCAGAUUCAUGGAAACAUAGAACUUGGGAGGAGAGCUGCUGAGUCGCUUUUUGUAUUAGAUCCAGAGAAUGGAGCGAGAUAUGUAGCACUGUGUAAUAUGUAUGCAGCUGCUGGAAAGUGGAGUGAAGCGAGGAAGGUUAGGUUGGUUAUGAAGGGGAAGGGAUUAAGGAAGGAGGCAGGUUGUAGUUGGAUUGAAGUGAAAGGAGGAAAGAAAGUGUUUGUGCCUGGGGAUGGGUCUCAUUCACAGACUGAAGAGAUCUAUGAAAUGCUUUCUUUAUUGGUUGAUCAGAUGAAGGAAGAAAGACAAAACUCUGCCAAUUUGUUCAGGAAUAUUUCAAAAGAAUGAUGAAUGAAUAUGCCAUCAUCUUCAAGGUAAA
Messenger RNA from Dendrobium catenatum, 1854 nucleotides. Its product is annotated as pentatricopeptide repeat-containing protein At2g21090-like. Lineage: Eukaryota; Viridiplantae; Streptophyta; Magnoliopsida; Asparagales; Orchidaceae. Gene Ontology annotation, biological process: RNA modification. The record is from RefSeq and is a predicted model, not a curated record. Gene Ontology annotation, molecular function: RNA binding; protein binding. The transcript has a single exon. Bases 102 to 1823 code for a protein of 573 amino acids.